UGGUCACUGGCGGAAGCUAGCUGAAGAUAAAGGUUGCGGCCAUCUGCUCGCCACCACACCACACCACAGCGAAGCAAAGCGAUCGACCUCAUGAGUUGCCAGGUCCCCACGGUGCCCGCCUCGCCGGUCGUUAAGUUCCCACUCCUCCCGCGCGGCCUCCUCUCCUACCUCCCCGCCAACCUCUCCUCCAUCCUCCCAGUCGCGCGCGGCGCCGCCUCCACCUGCGAGGCUUCUUCGACGACGACGACAACCAUGCCGCCUGAGCCGCCAGCGUCUCCUCCUCCUCCCAAGAAGAUGUCACCGCCGGGAGCGGGAGCGGGAGCGGGGAGCAAGAAGAAGCAGCAGCAGCAGGCCGACGCCGCGGAGCUGGCGCGCGUGUUCGAGCUGUUCGACAGGAACGGCGACGGGCGGAUCACGCGGGAGGAGCUGGAGGACUCGCUGGGGAAGCUCGGGAUCCCCGUGCCGGCCGACGAGCUGGCGGCCGUGAUCGCGCGCAUCGACGCCAACGGCGACGGGUGCGUGGACGUCGAGGAGUUCGGGGAGCUCUACCGCUCCAUCAUGGCCGGCGGGGACGACAGCAAGGACGGCCGCGCCAAGGAGGAAGAGGAGGAGGAGGACGGCGACAUGAGGGAGGCGUUCCGGGUGUUCGACGCCAACGGCGACGGGUACAUCACGGUGGACGAGCUCGGCGCCGUGCUGGCGUCGCUGGGGCUGAAGCAGGGCCGCACGGCGGAGGAGUGCCGUCGCAUGAUCGGCCAGGUCGACCGCGACGGCGACGGCCGCGUCGACUUCCACGAGUUCCUCCAGAUGAUGCGCGGCGGCGGGUUCGCCGCCCUCGGCUGAUCCGUCCAUCUCUUCACUUCUGCUUCAUACUGGUAGAUCAGGUGUAGAUACUGGCUUUCUUCAAGGAAAUCACGUAACCCCACGUAUGCUCCAAAAAUUUCUUGGUUUGUUCGUUAAGAUUGAUGGGAUUGCUAAUUAACUAAGUGUACAAGAAUUUCUUGGUAAGAAAUUCUGUUUUUCCCUGAAUUUUCAGGGUUUUUCUCGUGUAAAACUGUAAAGGUGAACAUUUUGGCACCUGCUCUGCCUCUCCAUGCAUGGCCGCAUGGGUACCCCUGCUUGCUAGUCCACGAAAGGUCCGGAUUCUGCACUUCUGGCUCUGUUCAUCUCAAAAUCAUUUUCUACUGUUCUCUGUCGAUUCUAGUGCAUCCUUAUUUGUGUACCUUUUGUCAAA
Oryza sativa Japonica Group (Japanese rice) is the source of this 1234-nucleotide messenger RNA. Lineage: Eukaryota; Viridiplantae; Streptophyta; Magnoliopsida; Poales; Poaceae. The record is from RefSeq and is a predicted model, not a curated record.